ACAGCUCACGAAAAAAGUUCGUCCAUGACAAGGUUUUCCGAAAACGCUGUACUGACCUGACGUCUGCCUUGGAGCUUACUGGGGUCUGCAGUCUCCUCAACACCGCCUGCAUGUCGUCGAAGAGGGUCUCGAUUGGCUGUGAGGUGGUCGUCAAGGUACGAGAGGCGGGAUAACGCUUUGUGCGCCUUUUGGGUGCCCAGGACGUCAGUAGCGUCAACCAUGAUCUCACCUCUCCUCCGUCUCACUGUAUGGCUGCCUAUAAAAGACGCCGGUUUGGGCAUACAAGUCGUCAUUUCCCUCCCACUCUCCCACCAUUCAGGACCCGCGAUACAGUCGUAUCCUGCGCACUCUGAGCUUUCCAAAUUCCGCUGAUAACUCUACGAACUCUCCACUCAAACACCCACCAUGUCGCACAUCGAUCCUCAAGAGAGCCGCCAGCACCUCGACGUGCUGAACGAUGGCUCUUCCGAUGCCGGGUCGUCCGUCGACGAGCGCACACCCGAUCAGCAGAAAGCCGACAAGGAGCUCGCCAACCGUCUUUCGUCGAUCAUUGAGAACGCAAACGAGAAGACGGUUCCCAUCUGUAAGAUGAUUCGCAAGCACAUCGAGAACAUGGACGCCCAGAAGGAGGAGGACCGCUCGGAGCCCGAGCUUGUGAAGCAGGUCAAGCCGCUCCUCGAGCAGGCGACGAAGAUCCUCGACGAGACGAAUGGGCAGAUCAAGGGCGCCGAUCCGGACGGCCGCCUCGCCAGCCGCGCCAAGCGCCAUCAGGCGGACCACCGCGCGACUCCCGAGGAGCAGCGGCUGGCAGAGGCGCUCAAGGUGCUUGUCGAGGAGGUCGGCGGCACCAUCGAGUGGGCGCGCGAGAAGCUCGAGCACUACCCGAAGGCGAAGAAGGAUCUUGGCCCGCUGCUGGAUGCCCUUGGCCAACCACUCACGCAGAUUGUCGGCGGUGUCGCAAUUCUGCUCGCCGGCGUGCUCAACCUCGUAGGGAGGCUGCUCAGCGGCCUUGGCCUCGACAGCUUGUUCAAGGGCAUUGUUGCUGCGACCGGCUUGGACAAGAUCUACAACAGCCUUGGGCUCGGCAAGUGGCUGAACUCGAAGUAGAUGUCUUGUAGCAUAAUAUCGGACCUUGGAAAUCGGACUGUAUUUGUAUGGAAUACCCGUGUGUUAGCGAUACGUGUAUAUGACUUGAUAUAGUGCAUAUGCUCGUCCGAAUGAUCUGUGGGAUAGAAAAUGCGCUGUAACAGGAAUCGCACGUACCCCCAGA
Schizophyllum commune H4-8 is the source of this 1270-nucleotide messenger RNA. RefSeq lists its product as uncharacterized. NCBI's taxonomy places the organism in Eukaryota, Fungi, Basidiomycota, Agaricomycetes, Agaricales, Schizophyllaceae. The transcript is spliced from 4 exons. The coding region runs from base 406 to 1107 and encodes 233 amino acids. The record is from RefSeq and is a predicted model, not a curated record.